AUGCUAAGCACAGCUCUGGAACGAGUUUUCACUGGUUUGACUGACAUCAUUAUUUUGCAAAAAGUGACGGAAUUUCUCGAAUAUGAAGUUUUGUUGCGAGAAGAUUUCGACUUUAGCUGUCUUGGAGGAUCUUUACUCAGAUCUUUUCAUGAAGGAAAUAGCGAAAUUAAAUUCUGCCCGUCAUCCUUUGCCGCGCGUGGUGAAUUAAUCCCGGAAAGCUUUGAAGGGCUGGAUUUGCAUCAGCCUGUUGGAAAGCUACUUACUGGCAUUCUGCGAGUCCGGGGCGAUUCUACGAUUGAGUUUUCAGCUGCUGACUUUGUCCGGGUUACUGUCAAUGAUGAUUUCAAGGCCGCAUUGUCGGAAAUGGUCCCAAAGAAAUUCUUACGUCCGUGGAGAGAAAGUGGCGUACAGCCAAGAAAGCUGCAGAAAAAAGAUGAUACGGAAGAAAUGAAGCAAGAUACCUUGGACUACAUGUUUUUAAUAACAACGGCGAGGGAGAACUUUGAACUUCGAGCAUUCCAACGAAAAGUUCAUUUUGAACUUGGCCUGGAUAAUUCCAGAAUUCUUUUUCUGAUCGGAAAAGGGCUUUAUCGAGAAGAUGAGCAAAUAACUCGACGAAUCGACGAAGAAAAACUGCUUUUUCAGGAUAUUGAAGAGUGGAACUUCAUUGAUUCUUACGAAACUCUCCCGACUAAGACCUUGUUUCGCUACCAUAAAGCGAGUCAGAAACAAGCCAAAUGGACAAUCUUUCAAGACGAUGAUGUUUUUAUCAACAGAGACAGCUUAGAAAGUGCUUUACUGAACAGAAACCCUAAUUCAGAGGAAAUCUUCUGCCUGGAUAAGUUGAUCAAAAAUGGAAGAGCUCAUCGCGUUGGAAAAAAUUCGCUGAGUCGAGAUCAGUGGCCGGUUGGCUUUCUCUUUCCUCCUUUUUGCAGCGGUCCAGCAUAUGUUCUCCCUAGAAAAGCGAGACAGAAGAUACUAGAUGCAGCAGAGUUGAAUAAAAAUAUGAUCGAUCACUUUCCUCUUGAAGAUGUUCUUUUCACUGGAUUGUUGAGGGAAGCUGCCCGAAUAGAGGGAAAAGAGUUGAAACUUAUUGAAGACGUAGCUUUUCAUUUUGAGAUGGAGAAGCAAAUGAAGCUUUCCCAAAAACUUUUUCUCGCGCUUAGAAGAAAAGAUAAGUCGACGACAUUGAAAGAAGCGAGCGAUCUCACUGGCUACAUUGGAUAA
This is a messenger RNA of Oikopleura dioica, 1227 nucleotides long. The record is from the annotation of a GenBank genome assembly. Lineage: Eukaryota; Metazoa; Chordata; Appendicularia; Copelata; Oikopleuridae.